UGCAAAUACAAAACAGAAUUAAUUCCGAGCUUUCAUCGUUUUUUCUUAUCCUUUUUUUCAACCACACGCUGUUGCGGAUCUUGUGCCAAUGGUGUGAAAAAGUCCUCAACGAUGUUGUCUUUGAAAAUUGGUCGGGACUUGUCCAAGUGCCUGAUGACGGCUAGUCGUUGUUCUUUGUGGCAAUCGCGUCUGCCGACGUGCUGGACCACUUUGAUACGACGGAGUUAUGGGGACCACGGCAGGACAACUGGUGGUGGUCGCGAUGGAGGCAGAGGCAGCGAUGACGACGAUGGAUUCGUGAAGCCUAGCAAUUACAAGGUAUUCAAAGAUGACGACUCGUCGGUGAUUUUGGACGUAGAAGAGGAACGUGCCCUGCUUGACUCGCAGUUAUCCGCUGACGAUCCCCAUUCAGAUUUUGAUGAAAUCGAUCAAUUCGCUGGUUUCGAUUUGUCGCGAGGCAUUUUUCGCACGGUUGCUGACAGUUUUCAAACUGCUAAAUUAAUGACCAUGUUAUGUCUAAAUCAGAAAUUGAUUGGUUACUUUCAACAGUUUUAUAGAGGUGGUGUGUCCGGAGUGUUCGAAGUGGAGCAUCUAGUCGAAGUGCUCCAAAAGAACAACGCCUCAGAUUUGUUCGUCGUGUCCAUCCCUGCCAAUGUGAGGUACGUGGAUUACAUAGUUAUCGCCACGGGGAGAUCGCAAAAACAUUUGAUGUCGAUUGCCGAUUUCGUUCACAAGCUUUUUAAGAAAAAGCGCCGGCCAUCGGACAACAUACCCAGAAUAGUGAACAAGAAGCCUCUAGACUGGAUUGCAUUAGACAUAGGUAAUAUAGCUGUACACUUGUUAACAAAAGACACCAGAAAGAACUUCGACCUGGAGACAAUUUGGAGCGUAGGAGAAAAGUUCGAUUCCCACCUGAACAGGCCAGUGGAUUCGUUGGUCACGUUAUUGAACGAACAUUCGUUUAGUUUAGACAAUUUAGAACCGGUUGAUUUUGAACAUGUAAAACCCCACUAACUCGUUGGCGAACGAUUUUACUCGAGUCAACUGUAAAUAUCCUUUGAAUAUUCUGUUUUAUUUUUAUUGUAUGAAAUCACCGUUUUUGUUUCAAAAAUAAAAAUAAAUAAUAAUAAUUGCCU
This is a messenger RNA of Myzus persicae (green peach aphid), 1136 nucleotides long. RefSeq names its product mitochondrial assembly of ribosomal large subunit protein 1 (gene RsfS312). Lineage: Eukaryota; Metazoa; Arthropoda; Insecta; Hemiptera; Aphididae. The transcript is spliced from 4 exons. Gene Ontology annotation, cellular component: mitochondrion. Bases 112 to 1014 code for a protein of 300 amino acids. The record is from RefSeq and is a predicted model, not a curated record. Gene Ontology annotation, molecular function: ribosomal large subunit binding. Gene Ontology annotation, biological process: negative regulation of ribosome biogenesis; negative regulation of translation.